GUUUUAGUUUCGUGGCAGUCGCUGCCGACGACGACGCCGCUGACGACCACGACUACGACCACGACCGCAAAUACGACGACGAAGACGACGACGACGAGGACGACUACGACGGCGACGACGAUCUUUAGAGCUCAGUUUUCAGCUGCACCCCGAUCUCGCAAACGCGACACGUGGCGAUUCGACUCGCAUCACUCUGGACUCGCGUCAUCCUUUCCCCGAUUAAAUUGACGCCGCGCACAGGAGAACGAGUGACUUUGCGGGUACUGCUGGUGCGUGUCCCGUCGAUUGCACCCGUGUGUGUAUGUGCGAGUGCGAUGUGCGAGGGUUGCACAGGGGGUUGAGGAUUUAUUUGUCUCUCGGAGCACCGCCGGUGCUCCGGUCCCCCCCUCGACGAGCUCGAAUCAGAUCGUGUAAGAAGCAUCGUGUAUUCGUGAUAUAAAAUAUAGAUCUUCAACUUGAAGAACUUUGAGAGUGCCUCUUUGGAUCUUAUCCUCGAUUUAUUCUGUUUUUGGACCUUUCACUCACGUUCCUACGGACGUAUAAUUCUCAAAGGAUUCGUCCAAUUAAUUGGUUAUCUUGCAAACGACAUCAGUCAACCGGGUCGUUAAAGAAGAAGAGCGCUCUGAGCAUAAGUAAUCGUCGUCGUCAUCAUCAUCGUCAUUAUCAUCGAUGAAGAGGUCGUGCAAGUGACCGCACGCGACAGUGGCACUUGAUCGUGUCUCCAAAUUAAACGAAGCGCCGUGCAAAAAGAAGGACCACCUAGCAAGAAUAACAUUGGCGGGCGAACGAGGGGAUCCGUGGCAAAAAGUGGCGUGCAAAAGGCACGCGCGAGACGCAGGAUCAAAGUCGAAAUUCUUCGAGAGAGGGUGGCGACAGAGGAGGUAAACGCUCGGGGGCAAAGCUAAGGCGGGCGAAGAGGACGACGACCAGAGGUCGAAAACCGGCGAAAGUUUCGACUGUGGAAGCUGGAGAAAGAGAGACGGAGAGGAAAAGAGAGAGAAAGAAGGCGCAGGGCCACGGGGGAGGCACAAAGAAAGUGAGAAAAACGUUGGCUGGUUUUGUUAAUCAAAGGGAUUUCAAGACGACGCGCACGGCUUAAUAACGAACGAGGAAAGGAAGCGGGACAUUCGUGAAAGGACUCGCUGGCGACUGUACUUUUCGCGAGGAGUCCCGGUUGAAUAGGACGACAAGGAGAACAAGGGGUCUCUUUUCGUUCUCGCAGAAGAACGGCGAAGAAGAAGUAACGAAUAUCUCGUGGAACCUCGUCGUUGUGAAUGUAAACGCGCCCGUGGUCGGAGAUCGAGGAUUCCGCUGAGGAAGGCGGACGAUAUUUUCCCGUGGCGAUUAAACAUUUACAAGUGGAACGUGGAACGUGGAAACGUGGAAAACACAGGGAGUGGAGACGUCGGUUUAAUUCCAAUUAUCGCGUUCGCGCGGGUACAGAAUAGCAAAAGCUGCGACGCUGAGAGUUCCCUCUCGCGAGGGAAAUCGCGAGGGAAAUCGCGAGGGAAUCGUUCCUCCAAGGAGGAAACGGAGUCGUUCUCGCGAGCGAUCACAGACCUCACGCGGAGGCUACGAACGUGGUGUGUGUAAAAUAACUGUUGUUAAUCGAGAAUAUCGAUAAUUGGUAACGAGUGCGCGCCCGAGAGACGACUUACUCACGAGCGCGACGUUACACGAGGAGCACCGAUCGGAUUGAGAAUGCCUCGUUCCUUCGGAUCGUUCAAGUGGUCGCGAUCCGUUAUCGAGAAAGUCGCGAAAUCGUCCUGGGAUUGGAGCCUGCGGCUACGCUGGAAGGACCGUCCUUGAAUUGCGUUAUCCGCGAAAAUCCGGGCCCGUCGAUUCUACGGCCGAGAUCGAAUGCUGCUCUCCGCGCAGGCAGAGCGGAUUCGACGUGUUGUGCGCGGCCAGCGCGAUACGUGAGCGUCGAUUCUCGAUACAGGACGGGUAUCGAGAUGCACUGCGCGUUGGGUUACGCGCUCCUCACGGGUCUGCUGAUGGUGUUGAGGACUCACCGGACGAGCGCAGCCGCGGAGGAGUUGUCGCCGGAAUUUCAGAACAAAGUGCCCGUAAGAUUGGUCUGGGCGGUUGAGGGUGAGAACGUGGAGCUGCCGUGUGACAUCACUCCGCCGACACCCUCGGAUUCGAUCAACAUGGUGCUCUGGUUCAAGGACGAAGUCGGUAUACCGCUCUACAGCUUGGACGCAAGAAACGGCAACUUGACCGGCGCCGUUCAUUGGGCGGUCAGCGAUGAUCUUGGAAAACGAACAUACUUUCAAAUCGGCGACGGCCACCGCGCAAAGUUGAAAGUCACCAAAGUGACGUUCAAGGAUCAGGGGAUGUUCAGGUGCAGGGUGGACUUUAUAAACUCACCGACGCGGAACUUUCGCGUGAACUUGACUCUAAUUGAGGAGCCAACUAGGCCUGUGAUAUACGACGCGCGAGGACGGGAGGUGACGGGAGUAGCCGGGCCUUUCCUGGAGGGUUAUGACCUCACUCUGACCUGUCAGGUGUCCGGAGGUAGACCUAAGCCCUCGGUAACGUGGUGGAAGGACGGCCAGUUGUUGGACGGCGUGGUCGAUACCGCAUCUAUCGGCUCGCCGAGUAGAUUUACAGUGAACCACCUGUUAAUCGACCGGGUCACCAGGUCACUGUGGGGAGCGAAACUCGAGUGUCGGGCACAGUCUGGACCGAUAGGGAAAACUAUCGUUCGCGAAGUGCCUCUCGACAUAUAUCUUAAACCGGCGACCGUGAAGAUAGUUCUGAGCGAGAGUCAAAUCUUCGCCGGUCGUCCGAUCAUCGCCAGAUGUGAAACCUGGGGCAGCUCCCCGGCGGCCAGGAUUGUCUGGAGGUUGGGUGAACAAGUGAUCGGCGAUCCCAACGUGUCCACCACGCAGAGGAGCAACACGACGAUGAGCAAGUUGGCAUUGGUCCUCAGCAAGGAAGACGACGAGAAGGAAUUGAUCUGUCGAGCCGAGAAUCCAAGAUUUCCCGGAGGGUCGCUCGAAGAGGUCAAAAUGCUUCGCGUCCUUUAUGCUCCCGUGGUCCUCGCCCAUUUGGCCACUGGCUACGUCUUGGACACAUUGAGAGAGGGCGACGAUCUCAUGUUAGUCUGCAACGUUCAAAGCAACCCGCCACCGACGCGAGUGAUCUGGUACCGCGACGACGAGCAACUACAGCACGACGUAAGCGCCGGGAUUCUGCUGGCCUCCAAAUCGUUGACCAUCCGGGAGCUCACGCUCGCGCACACCGGCGAGUACUCUUGCUCGGCUGUGAACAUCGUGGGGGAAAGCGACAGUCCGCCGCUUCUUAUCCAAAUAAAAUACGCGCCGCGAUGCAGAGAGGGUAACGAGUGGCUAGAGAUCACCGCGGCUCGCCACGAGACCGUGUCGCUGAGGUGCGAAGUGGAAGCGGCGCCGGACGACGACGUGAAGUUCUCGUGGACGUACAACGGCACCCGCGGCGAUGUUUUGCCCAUGCCAAAUUCGAGGGCCGAGAAUAAAGGGCUCGUGAGCGUGCUGGAGUACACACCCGGCGUCGACACCGAUUACGGCACGUUGGCCUGUUGGGCGAGCAACAGUAUCGGACGACAAAGGACACCAUGUAUAUUCAACAUAGUACCAGCUAAACCGCCGCAACCGCCGGUGGACUGUUCGUUGCGCAACGAGAGUAACUCGCUGGAGGUUAAUUGCGUCCCAGGAUCGGACGGCGGAUCGCCGCAACACUUUUUAUUGGAAGUUCGAGGAUCCCCGAGGAAUGCCGGCAUCGGCCAAAUUGGCCUCCACACCCUUCAAACGCCUCAGAGCGAUCAAGGCUUGGUGGGAGACUCGCCACCUAUCUAUCAGGACAUGAAUCCGAGAAGCCCGAACUUCCAGCUGCACGACCUCGAGCCGGGAUACGAUUAUACAGUGUAUAUUUACGCGGUAAACGGACGUGGCAGGAGCGAACCCGCCCUCCUAGAGCACAUCAGGGUCGUGGAGUCUAUAGGAGGCAAGGUAGAAAGAAGCGGGAUAUUCCUAGAGGAUCUGAAAAAGGCGCUGCCGCGAGCCAGCUCUGAGAAUAUGAUCAUCGCAAUUGCACUGACAGGCGUGGCUGCGUUGAUUCUCAUCGGCAUCGGAGUGGUCAUCGGCCUGGCGAUCUGUAGGAAACGAUCGGACGUGCCCGCUUUGGACGGCCCGGACGACUUUACCACGCCGACCUACGUACCGGGUCAUAGAAUCGAGCCGAGAAUUCGAUAUUCCAACGAGAACAGACGUUCGCAGCAAAGGGCGAGUCUCUACGUGGAGGAGAACCGGAACGGUAAACCGGAUCUACUUCAUCGAGUGGAGCUCGACUCGCAAGACUAACUCAAUUACGAUGUUGUACAGAGAACGCUAGGGAUAUAAUCGAAACACGUGGUGCAAUAUAACGUAGAAUUCCACACGCAAAGAUAACUCAGCCGCCGCCGCGAUAUUCGCAUAAAUCGGUGCGUUCCGUCUAGAGGUCAGCAUAUCGUGUUGUAAGAAAAAAAAAUGAAAGCGAUCUACGACGGAGUCUAAGAGUCCGCACCGAGGCUUUCGUGCGAGUCGAGGCGUCAUGAAACAUUCUAUUAGCUAUAUAUAUAUUCGCUUCAUACAAUAAACGCUUGACCACGCCGCGAAAAUUUGUACUUUUAGUUUGUAUAGAGUCUAGAGUUAACCGAUGUUGUUAUAUACAAAGUGUACAGUUAUUUUUUACAAUGUAGAGAGCUAAGCUAAGGAUCUCUUGUAUACUUCCAAGUAUUAGCAUAUUAAAUACGUCGACGUGAAAGGAAGAAAGGAUAAAAAACCGUGAUCUUGUGUACCUUUGUUGUGUAAUAGAGUCUGCUUCAAAAAAAAA
Odontomachus brunneus is the source of this 4857-nucleotide messenger RNA. RefSeq names its product hemicentin-2 (gene side). Lineage: Eukaryota; Metazoa; Arthropoda; Insecta; Hymenoptera; Formicidae. The transcript is spliced from 12 exons. Gene Ontology annotation, molecular function: protein binding. The record is from RefSeq and is a predicted model, not a curated record. Bases 1956 to 4346 code for a protein of 796 amino acids.